Diorhabda carinulata is the source of this 636-nucleotide messenger RNA. RefSeq lists its product as uncharacterized. Bases 140 to 520 code for a protein of 126 amino acids. Lineage: Eukaryota; Metazoa; Arthropoda; Insecta; Coleoptera; Chrysomelidae. Gene Ontology annotation, molecular function: odorant binding. The transcript is spliced from 2 exons. The record is from RefSeq and is a predicted model, not a curated record.
AAAUAGUUUAUAGGUCAUAGUAUUAUCACUAAUGGCCUAGAGGAAUUUUUAACUAGAGGGAGGUUAUUUCUGAAGGUUAUUAAAAUGAUAUAAAAUCGAGUGGUAAAUAUAAAUGAUAUCAAGUUGUAACUGAUUCAUCAUGAAGACGAUUUUGGUAUUGACUGUGUUGAUAGCCGUUGCUCUGGCUGGUCCGCGCUUGGACGAAAUUAGAGCAGCUGUGAAGGCUUGCGGCGCCGAAUACGAAGGACCAAACAAUUUGAGAACUUUAAUUAUGAAAGAAGACGCCGACAAAGUGAAAUUGGGCGAAAAAAUAUUUUGCAUCAACAAAAAAAUCGGCAUCCAAAAGGAAAACGGCGAUAUCGAUGAAGAGGUGUUCCUGAGAGACUCGCAGUCCAUCGAAGAUGAAAAUAAAAGGAAUAAAUUGAAGGAGUGCAUGAAAAGAAACGGCGCUACGCCAGAAGAAGCCGCUUUUAAUUAUUUGAAAUGUUGCGAAACUACUUUAGAAUCACUCAAACAUUAAAUGUUCAAUAAAAGAAAGCGAGAAUGAUAAUGAGUGUUUAUUAGUCCACCCUGUAUAUAAUAGAGAUGAAUUAAUGAUUGUAAAUUUGACAUUUAUGACAUAAAAAUUGAAUAUAA